GUAGAUGGUGGUGGUCGAUAUUCUUACUGUGAGUCGACGAAGACAGCAGCUGCUGGCGCGCAUUAUACCGGUGUCGGCGGAACAACGAGUAGCCUAGAGUCCUUCGACGACUUGCUGCGCCUACUGGUUCCACCAGAAGAAUUAGUCUGCCUGUGCCUCCAUUCGGAUGCUGCACGUGAGGACCCUGCUUUUCGUUUGCGGUUGGCCAAAGAAUUCUUCCCUAUCUUU
Messenger RNA from Amoebophrya sp. A25, 228 nucleotides. Lineage: Eukaryota; Dinophyceae; Syndiniales; Amoebophryaceae. The record is from the annotation of a GenBank genome assembly.